Trichomonas vaginalis G3 is the source of this 381-nucleotide messenger RNA. Its product is annotated as M-phase inducer phosphatase dual specificity phosphatase cdc25 family. Gene Ontology annotation, cellular component: cytoplasm; nucleus. Gene Ontology annotation, biological process: positive regulation of cell cycle G2/M phase transition; protein dephosphorylation. Gene Ontology annotation, molecular function: protein tyrosine phosphatase activity. Lineage: Eukaryota; Parabasalia; Trichomonadida; Trichomonadidae. Bases 1 to 381 code for a protein of 126 amino acids. The record is from RefSeq and is a predicted model, not a curated record. The transcript has a single exon.
AUGUCAGAACGCUGUGUUACAACAGUUACACCAGCACAGAUAGUAGGAUCCUUUGGCACUAACUGCCAAAUGAUGAUAGUUGACUGCCGUGAUGCAGAUUAUAAUGACGGAGGCCAUAUUAAAACAGCGAUUAAUAUUCCUUCUUCGAGACUCGUUGGAAAUAACAUAGAAAAGCUUGUUAAUGACUGUGCUAAAGAUGGCAUUAGCACUUUAGUGUUCUAUUGUCAAUAUGGCCAACAAAGAAGUGUAAAGGCAGCUAACGCUGCAAAUAGAUACAUAAACGAGUUGGAAGUUAAACCACUCGUACAGAUUUCAUACUUAAAGGGUGGUUUUCAAGAUUUCUUAAGAAAAUACGCUGGCACUGAAAAUGUAGUUAAAUGA